UAUGGGUUGUUCGUCGACUAAGCAACCUAGUCCGAAUUCCUCUUCUAAUAGUAAUUUAAUAGAGGAAAAGGUUGAAGAUGCGAUAUCGGAUAAGCAAGUUGAUGAACCAAAAAGAGUAAGAAAGAAAUGGAAGCAAUCAACCGUGAGUAGCGUCUAUUCGAAUAGAGGUGAAAUCAAGUUUUUAAGAAAAACUGCUACCGUUCAUCAAAAGCAAAAAACGCCUCAUCAUCCUCCAGAAACUUGCGAAAAAGUUGAAAGAUUUAGGGUCUCCUACAACAAUGACAGCCCUUAUGCUCAACAUCUAAAAAAGAAAAGAUAA
Molecule: messenger RNA, 319 nt
Organism: Dimorphilus gyrociliatus
Lineage: Eukaryota; Metazoa; Annelida; Polychaeta; Dinophilidae
Source: the annotation of a GenBank genome assembly